Messenger RNA from Tribolium castaneum (red flour beetle), 1664 nucleotides. RefSeq lists its product as uncharacterized. The record is from RefSeq and is a predicted model, not a curated record. Lineage: Eukaryota; Metazoa; Arthropoda; Insecta; Coleoptera; Tenebrionidae. The transcript is spliced from 4 exons. Gene Ontology annotation, biological process: intracellular protein transport; glucose homeostasis. Gene Ontology annotation, molecular function: protein binding. Bases 57 to 1601 code for a protein of 514 amino acids. Gene Ontology annotation, cellular component: vesicle membrane; nucleus; cytoplasm.
AAUGAAAAAUCAUCAACAUUGCUUAAGAAUUGUAUAAAAAUAAUCACUUAUUCAAAAUGUCGUGUAGCACCGUUUCAGUCUUGGCCCCAAACGGCCGUCGACAGACCGUCAAAUGUACCGCAAACACGACCAUAAUGCAGAUUAUUGAAGAAGUUUGUCGCAAACAGGGUUUCAAGCCGGAGGAUUACGAUAUUAAGCACCACAACAAAGUGCUUGACACAACUAUUUCGUUCCGUUUUUCUGGUUUGCCAAAUAACGCUCAGUUAGAAUUAGCAACAGCAACCAAAGCACGCACGGACUCGGAAGUAAUUCUAGCCAUAAAUUCUGAAAGUGGCGACCGAGUCAUGGGCAACUUCCAACCAGAUGACACUUUAUGGAGUGUACUAACUAAAUUGUGCCCCAGUAUUAAACCUGAUGACAAUCCUGUUUUGGUUUAUAUGCGAAAUGAAAUUUACGGCGACAAUUUGCAAAAAGCCACUUUGCGAAGCUUGGGCCUAAGAGGUGGUAGGGCGAUGAUGCGGUUAAUGUAUCGAAGGCCUGACGAACUAAAAGUCCAAGCAAAUGUCUCUGCUCCUCUGCCUACGAAACCGGUAGAGGAGAAGCCCUUUCAUCGCACUUUAAAGACUGAAGCUGAAUAUUCUAAAACUACCGAUGUGAAGCCUUUACAAAAGAAAACUGAGGUUGAUUUAUUGAAACUAGCACGGGAAAAACGAAAAUUGAGCAGCCCUUCCAAAACUCCGGAAACGGAAACGCAUUCGCCUAAAACUAAACCCAAAGUUGAGUCUGACGACGAAAAAAUGGAUGUUGAUUUGCCAGAAAACAUCGCAAAUUACCCAAAAGAGCCAGUUACCAACCCAUCAUCUAGUCAGCUUGAGGACGAUUUUGUUUUUUUGGGCGAGCGCAAGGCAAUGUUAUUUUCUCUCGAAUCGGCGCGUUCUUUACCAGCUGAAGACCUACCAGACGAUUUUUUUGAGCUCACAAUUGAUGAUGCUAAGAAAAUUCUGGGCGAUAUUAGAAGAAAGCGAAACGAAAUGGACAACGCUAAUCUCAUGACCUCUGCAAUGCGCAAUUUAGAAGAAUCAAAGAAGCAAUUACGCCAACUGCGUAAAUAUAAACAGUCAGUAAUACGCGUCCAGUUCCCAGACAGGUCCAUCCUUCAAGGGAGCUUCAAGCCCAGCGAAACUGUUAAAGAUAUUAAAGAUUUCGUCACUUCUUUCCUAGAAGAUCCAAACAGUGAUUUUCAUCUUUAUACAACGCCGCCUAAAAAUGUUCUCUCGGACGAAUCAAAACUAGUGGAAAUUGGUUGCGUGCCGGGGGCUUUGUUGCAUUUAGGAGCAAAUGGUGAUGGGAGUUCUGUGUGCUUGAAGGCGGAAUUGAGGGAUAAAUUUACAACAAACUCAAAAGCAAGUUUAGCGGCGUCACAGUUGCGGCAAAAGGGAACAAGACCCGAAUCUCCGAGUGAAGAAAUGGGCCAGGAUGAGUCUAUGGAUACACUGACUGAAGCAAAUGCUGCUGGGCCAAGUACACAACCAACCAGUUACGAGAGGAAAGUAAUAAAAUCAACGGAAAAAGUCCCUAAGUGGUUUAGACCAUCAAAGUGAUUUAUUAGUGUUAAGUUUAUAUGAGUUGGUACUUAUAUUAAAUAAAAGCACUUCAGCAUCUAA